Molecule: messenger RNA, 2181 nt
Organism: Hibiscus syriacus
Lineage: Eukaryota; Viridiplantae; Streptophyta; Magnoliopsida; Malvales; Malvaceae
Exons: 1
Coding region: 1-2181 (726 amino acids)
Source: RefSeq, a predicted model, not a curated record
AUGGCGCUUCAACAUUUCAGCCACAGACAUCCACUUGUGUUCGUCGAAAAGAAGAGCCCUGAAAGUGAGAAGGCUUACUGCUCGGCAUGUGGGGAGCUGAUUUCUGGACCCAGCUUCAGCUGUGCCGACUGCGGGUUUUGCCUUGACAAGAUGUGCGCCGAGGCUCCAGCUAAGGUGAAUCACCCUCUUCAUCGAGAACACAGCCUUCAACUUCGUGUAAGUCUACCAUAUAGAUCUUUCUGUGGUCUUUGUGAAAAAAUAUUGGACAAGUUUGCUUAUCGUAAUCGUGUACUUGACCUUCAUAUCAAAUGUGCAUUGCUUUCCAAAAGCAUUGCUGAAAAGGGUUUUGGAAUGCUUGAAGAUGUUCCCCAGAAAGAUGCAUUGGUCUCCGUUGAAAACUUUCCAGAAAAGGCGAAUGAUGCUCUGUGUUGUGCAUGUAGCAAGUGGUCAUUGGAUUCUGCAUACUUUGAUCUUGGAAAUGGAAUUCUCCUCCAUAAGAAAUGCCUUGAUUUGCCUCUUGAAAUCAACCAUUUUCUCCAUACCCAACAUUCUCUAAUUUUGCAGUUCAAUACUGAAUAUCUCCCUUGUCAAAUAUGCCGAAGUAUCCGAGGCCUGAGAUUUGUUUAUUGUUGUUCACCUUGCAAAUUUGCGGUUCAUAUAUCAUGUAUUGAGCUACCAACGAAAAUCAACCACCUUUGCCACCGCAACCAUCCUCUCUUUCUGCAAUCCAAUUCAGAAUCUCUCCCCUGUAAAAUCUGUCAAAAAACCCAAGAUCAAGGAUUUGUUUAUUCUUGUUCCACGUGCAAGAUUUCGCUUCAUGUUAAUUGCGCAACCCCACCAGCUAUUGUGAAAGGUGAAAUCCAUGAACACCCAUUCACCUUGUUUUGGAAGCGAGUCCCAUUCAUUUGCGAUGCAUGCGGCACAGAGGGGAUAUGUGCUUCUUAUACUUGUUCUAAAUGCAGUCUUACAGUCCACAAAGGUUGCAUUUCACUGCCACGCAUCCUCAGGUUUCCACGACAUCGCCAUCGGCUUUCCCACACCUUCGUCCUUGGGCAACAUGAGAUUAAAACACGGAAAUGCGAAGCUUGCCCUGAAGAGGUAAAUGCUGAGCAUGGGGUUUAUUGUUGCGAUGAAUGCGAUUAUAUAGUCCAUGCGAAUUGUGCAAAACAAUAUAGUUGGUUCAGCUUUGAUGAGUCGGAAGACGCAGAUGAGCAACUUAAAGCUAAGUCAGCCUUUGUUGUUAUCAAGGAGACUGAACUUGGAGAGGACACUGCAGUAGCUUCGGAGAUAAAACAUACAAGACAUCAGCAUAACUUGGUUUUGAGCGAUGAUUCCGAGGGUGAUAAAGUUUGUGACGGUUGCAUUUCAUCCAUCUCAACUUCAUUUUACUAUUGUUCACAAUGUGAUUUCUAUUUUCAUAGAUCGUGCGCCGAAUCACCGUUGAAGAAGUACCUUUGGUUUCAUUUUCACCAACGUCCCCUUAUCUUGACUUUAGCAGGUCGUGUUUUUCGGUGUCGACAAUGCCGGUAUCAGUUCUAUUCUGGCUUUGCCUACAAAUGCAGAAUGUGUGAUGAAGAUUAUUCUUAUUUCUGCCUUGCAUGUGCUCUAGUUUCUGAUACUCCCACAUUGCCAGGGCACGAACACCGCCUUUCCUAUUACGAAUCCAAAAGAGGGCUGUGCAGUGGAUGUGGAGAUCAGUUAGAUGGCGCAUUUACAUGCAGAGAUUGUAAUUUCGCUGUGGAUUGGAAGUGCCUCAGGCUUCCCAACAAUAUUUUACACAGGUGCGAUGAUCAUCCUCUCAUCCUCACCUAUCACGAGGAUAAUCUUUAUUCGAAAUACAACUACUGCGACGUAUGCGAAAGGCGUAAAGAAUAUACGAACCAGUCGUUUUACCACUGUGCAAUGUGUAGAACUUCCGCUCAUCGCCAGUGCGCCGUGAAGGAGUACACAUUUAUGAAGCUGGGGGGUUCCUAUAGAUUGAGGAAUCAUCCACACUCAGUCACUUUCACCCGCAGUAUCUCUACAUGUCAUAUGUGUCAUCAACCUUGCCUUGAUCUGUCUCUUGAGUGUUUACACAAUGGAUGCGACUACAUUGUUCACUGGGAUUGUAUAACAUCUUCACUGCAGAUUCAUUCUUGGGAUUCCUCUUACAUAAGGCGGGAAGAUGCAGGAACUUCAUGA